Molecule: messenger RNA, 675 nt
Organism: Camellia sinensis
Lineage: Eukaryota; Viridiplantae; Streptophyta; Magnoliopsida; Ericales; Theaceae
Source: RefSeq, a predicted model, not a curated record
AUGUCAACGAUAACCACCACCAAUCAGAUCUUCGCCUCUUCCAGGCGGAGGAAACCCUAUUCCGCCUCCGCAACCGCCGCCGAAUCGCCGGAAAAUCCCACACUCGCCGCCUCAAAAAGUCCCUCACGCCGAGUAUUAUUCACCGAACAAGACGAAAUCCACCUCCUCAAAGCCCUAAAACGAGCCAACAAACUCUCCUCCUCCGCCGUCGCCUCUCCUCCGCCACCGCUCUCCGGCGUCAUCGGCGGCGAUUUCAGCGACGUCCAAAUAACGGACAAGCUCCGGAGGCUCCGGCAACGGUACCACAAGCUGGCGAGGACUAAGUCCCUGAUGAAGACCCCUCGGGAUCGCAAGAUUUACGAGAUGGGACGCAAGAUCUGGGGAAAGAAGUUGAAAAAUUCGAGGAGAGAGUCGAAGAGCGUUGAAGAUGGUGGGUUUGAGGGGGAAGUGGAUUUGAGUGAUUUUCCGGCUCUGUUGAGGGAAGUUUCUGGGAUUUUCCCGGAAAAUAGGGUGUACAGAGAGGGGUUGGAGCGUUUGGGGAGAGAGAAACUGAUGAGUUUGAAUGAGAAAUGGAUGGUGCAGAGGAUGGAAGAGGCUGGGCUUCUGGCAAAGAAGGCUGAAUUGUUCUAUGAACAAACCAAACUGGAAUUACAAUCAUCUGUUGUAUCAAUGUAG